CAGGAAUAACUAUAUAAAGAGUGGAUUUAAUUUUUAUGAACACUUGUAUUUGUGUUCCCCGUAGACAAGGACUGAAGGACGAGAAUAUAUAAAAGAUGAAUAUGAAAUUCGUUAUAGUUCUUUCUGCAUUUUUGGUGUUUUGUGCUGCUGUCGAGUUAUACAGCACCGAAAAUGACCAUUUGGAUAUUGAAGCAGUUGUCAGUGACCCUACAACUUUAAAAGCAUUCCUUGAUUGUUUUAACGACAAGGGUUCGUGCGAUGAACAAAUGGCUGACUUUAAAAAAGACAUACCCGAAGUAGUCAUGGAAAAUUGCGCAAAAUGUACUAAAGCUCAGAAACAUAUUUUAAAGCGUUUUUUAGAAGAAAUCAAAGUAAAGAAGCCAGAUGAUUACCAAGUUUUCAAACAAAAGUACGACCCUCAAGAUAAGAAUUUUGCUGCUUUGGAAGCGGCUAUCGCAAAUUCUUAAUGUAUUUGUUGCUAAGGUGCAAUAGGUCUAAAUAAUUUUGACCAUAUGCAAUAAAAUCUUAUUUAAUUUUUA
Molecule: messenger RNA, 539 nt
Organism: Melitaea cinxia (Glanville fritillary)
Lineage: Eukaryota; Metazoa; Arthropoda; Insecta; Lepidoptera; Nymphalidae
Product: ejaculatory bulb-specific protein 3-like
Exons: 3
Coding region: 96-467 (123 amino acids)
Source: RefSeq, a predicted model, not a curated record